UUUUGAACUUACCUAACCUAGGUACCUUAUUUUUGAUCAACUAUCAUUUUAUGUCACUUCAUAUCUAUCACUUCAUCACCUAAGUCUCUCUUUUCGAAACCCCAUAGUAAUAGUACUUACAAUAUAAACUUCCCUACAGAACGUCCGUCAAUCAUGGAACAUUCAAUCAGGCACCAUAUGGCUGAUGCCAAAUCCGAAUUUUCAAGUAAUUUACCAUGUUUUAAUCCUUCACUAGAGGACGCCCGCCAUUUUGCUCAAACAAUGGCCAAUAAUAUUUUCAACAACUAGGAGGCGUUGAAUCAGAUCGUUUUUUAUCAUGAGCAUGCAAUUCAGAAGCGUUGGUCUAAGAAAUCGGCGAUCGAACGAAGAAACUUGUUGCUUGAAGUCUGGCCCAACAUGUCACCAUCACACCGCCCUGAUCUUGCCCUUUACAGAAAUCCCGUCCCAGCCGAAAAGAUGGAUAUAACUCCGUUCAUGUGGCCUGAUAUAAAUCUAGAGGACCUGUCCAAAAGGGAUUCUCUUUUACGGAUGAUCCAUUCUCGAGGAAACUUUUUACCUGCCCAAUUCGCUUAUCGUGAUUCGAAGUCAAUACGUCUAGGAUACAAUGCUUCGUAUUUCACCCCCGUAUCACUUCCGGGCUAUGAUAUGUCAUUUGAAGGCGUGACCGAACCGUCUAGGUACGGCCAGCUAUAUGAUAAUAGCAACGAUCAUGUUAAAUUUGAAGAUUAUGCAGCCCGAGGCUUUUACGGGCCAGAUGUAGGCUUUCGUGUCUUGGUCGUCCAAGAUCGCAUAUAUUACUUCCUUGUCAAAGUCUGUGAGGAAAUCGUUCGCGAUAUUUCGGCUGGAGUCUUAUUGAAUGGCCGCCCGCCUCUCAGGGGCUUGUCUACGAUUUUUUCGACGGUAUUGCCAACGCGUCGUUUCUUCGCCAAGGAUAAAUUUGCGGACCUGUACAAAUGUCGCCUUGAUGCCACAUUCGCGUGUACAGGGCCUAUCAUCAGAUCCAUGCUCUUUGCUGCCGAAGGUCACUUCAAGGCCCUAAGGGAAGACCCCGAUUACUUUAGGGCAAUUCUGAUCGAGACAGAGGAACAUUGCCCUGGACACUUGUCCGAUGUUAAUGGCCGGGAACAUCCUUGUGUCAAGGAUCACAACGUAUAUUGCGCAAGAACGAUUCGCCAAGUUAUCUCUGAUGCGUUCUCGACAGUUUGUGCAUUAGCGGCUACGUAUAAUGGUUUCCGUUUCUUAAACAACAGUUUCAAUGAGUGGCAAGCGAACUCUUCUCGAACAGCGACUUUACCGCUACGCAUAUGCAAGACGUUGUAUGGACUUUACUACAGCAUGACGCGUGUCGGUCAAAAUGUCAUUCGCUAUCUACACCUUCUGGAAGGCAUAUGUAGCUCGCCCCCGCUAAGGGAGUAUUUCUGUCAUACAUUUCAGGAUCCGAGUGCCCACGACGCCUUGGGGAUUAGACGUCGACCUCGGGUAAGUAUGACCGAAGACUGCGCCGAUGUCGUCUACUUCCUUGAAAAUAUAGCUAGCGAAUCAGAGGCUGGUCCACUCAGCAGUGAAGAGUUCUUAACCGAAUUAGACCUGUUAGUUCGACGUAACCCUAAGGCAAAAUCCUUCAUAAGUGGCUGGGUGAGUACUCACCUGUCAAUCUUGGGCCUCGUUUGCGAAUGCCUUACCGUACUCGACAAAUAUCAGCCCUGGAUCUUGGGUCGCGUCCGAUAUCGUAGGGAAUACCCAGGCGAAGUCGAGGACUUCUACGAAACUGAAUUUGCAUACCCAUUCACUGUGUACGAUAUUCCAGAUUCAUUCUGGAUGAGUACGGUCCAGUCAGUACGGGGCCUUUUGAUAAGGGAAUCGAAAUAUCCAGUGCGUGAGCCCUGCAGUGAGGAGGCAGCGAAGGAACUACGCAGGACAGAGGAAGAUAUGGACCAAUUCUGGGACAAAGUACUGGCCCAGUUGAAGAUUGUAGGUGCAUCAGAGGCGAGCAUACGCCGUGUAUUUCGCCGCGGUCCGCAGAGGGUUGCAAUAUGGGUGGAACAGGCAACGGGUCGUGCGGAGAGGAAGAAGAUGGAAGAAGGCGAGGGGAUUGAGCCAGAAUUGAAACGAACCGAAGCCCAAGCCCAAGCCAAUGCAAAGAUGAUGGGAAAGAACAAGAGGAUUAAUGGUUUAUCUAAUGGAACUGUUACGUACAGGUACCAAAUAAACGUGGAUUCAAAAGAGGUUAUAAGCAGGUCAGAGGAAGCUGAUACGGAAAUAAAAGGUCCCGAAGUAGAGGACGAAACACCUCUAUUCGAGGUCGACACCCGAACAUUCAAGGUAUUCAUGACCUUGUUAUCCGACGGCACUGAUCCUUCUUCUCUAGCAGAGGUGUUCUGGGAUGAUAUUGUCCACGCCAUGGUGGGCUUGGGAUUUACAGCGACGAAGCUGUUUUUUUCGGCUUGGAUGUUCCAACGCAGCGACCCGAAGCUUGAGUUUGAGUGUAUUAUGCUCCAGGAACCAUAUUCGGCUGAGAAACUAGACCAUGCGACGGUUAGGCAUUUUGGCCGGCAUAUCUUUUGGACUUUUGGGUGGAAGUGCUCUAUGUUUGCACAGGCUUUAUAGGCUGGAAACGCAGCCUUGGAGAACAUGCGUUUUCUCACAGCGUUAGAGUAUAAUUUUAUUUUAAGCAGCCUAGGGAAUAAAAAAAGUAGCCUUAGGUACGGUACCUAUGCAAAACGAGGGUUUCGUAGGUGUUCUACAAUGGGUGGAAACGUAUUUCUUAUCUUAAUAGUGUCA
Messenger RNA from Daldinia caldariorum, 2781 nucleotides. RefSeq lists its product as uncharacterized. The record is from RefSeq and is a predicted model, not a curated record. The transcript has a single exon. NCBI's taxonomy places the organism in Eukaryota, Fungi, Ascomycota, Sordariomycetes, Xylariales, Hypoxylaceae. Bases 397 to 2607 code for a protein of 736 amino acids.